Entrophospora candida is the source of this 264-nucleotide messenger RNA. The record is from the annotation of a GenBank genome assembly. NCBI's taxonomy places the organism in Eukaryota, Fungi, Glomeromycota, Glomeromycetes, Entrophosporales, Entrophosporaceae.
GAAUAGAUGAAGCAAUAGCCAGUAACAAUCCCGAUACUAUCUAUAAUUAUCUAAAAGAUAAUUUGGAUAAUCUUAUGAAUAAUCAAAUUGAUUUUGCCUUACAACAAAAUGGAUUAACUGCUACUGAUUUAUCAAAUGAUACUAAAUCUAAAUAUGAGGAGUUAGAUAAUAAUACUAAUGCUGAUACUCCUGAUCCUCGGUUUGUAGAAAGCAGUAUAGAUUAUCGAAAAAAAGCAGUUUCAUCCUAUAAGUUAACUCACCAAG